Saccoglossus kowalevskii is the source of this 1482-nucleotide messenger RNA. Its product is annotated as neuronal acetylcholine receptor subunit alpha-2-like. Gene Ontology annotation, cellular component: postsynaptic membrane. Gene Ontology annotation, biological process: monoatomic ion transmembrane transport. Lineage: Eukaryota; Metazoa; Hemichordata; Enteropneusta; Harrimaniidae. The record is from RefSeq and is a predicted model, not a curated record. Gene Ontology annotation, molecular function: transmembrane signaling receptor activity; acetylcholine-gated monoatomic cation-selective channel activity.
AUGCAAUCAUUAGUGUUAAUUUUAUUGGUUACUAUGGCUCUUUCAGGGUACACAGCGGCUGAUUCAGAAGAACGUUUGUUCGGCAGGCUGUUUGCUAGUUACAAUAAACUUAUUAGACCAGUUGUCAACAAUACAGAAAUCCUCACGGUGGCGUUCGGUUUGUCCAUCUCGCAGCUUAUCAACGUGGACGAAAGAAAUCAAAUUAUGACAACGAACGUCUGGCUAAAACAGGAAUGGGUUGAUUACCGACUACGCUGGAACCCCGCAGAAUUCGAUGGGAUCGAUAUUCUUCGUGUUCCUUCACAAAUGCUCUGGUUACCGGAUAUAGUCCUUUACAAUAACGCUGAUGGUAACUACGAAGUGACCCUGAUGACAAAAGCGUUGGUGUACCCUGAUGGCACAGUGUAUUGGGUACCACCAGCUAUUUACAAAAGUUCGUGUCUAAUAAACGUUCGUCACUUUCCAUUUGAUGAACAGCAGUGCGUUAUGAAAUUCGGAUCUUGGACUUACGACGGGUUCCUCAUCGAUCUCGUAGCGAUGGACGAGGACGUGGACUUGGAGGAUUACUGGGAGAGCGGAGAGUGGGAUAUUAUAGCCUCGCCAGGCACCAAACAUACCAUCAAAUACCCGUGCUGUUACGAGAUAUUCACCGAUAUUACGUUCAAUUUUGUGAUUAGAAGGAAACCAUUGUUUUACACUGUUAAUUUGAUAAUUCCGUGCGUUUUAAUAUCGUUUUUAACAGUUUUGGUGUUUUAUUUGCCGUCAGCCUGCGGUGAGAAGAUUACCCUAUGUAUCUCCGUCUUGCUGGCGCUCACCGUGUUUCUCCUGCUGAUUGCGGAAAUCAUUCCACCGACGUCACUGCUCAUCCCUCUGAUUGGACGGUAUCUUCUUUUCACCAUGGUCUUAGUGACGACCUCCAUCGUGAUCACGGUUGUUGUUCUGAACAUUCAUUACCGCACCCCCAGUACGCACACCAUGCCAGAUUGGGUCAAACGAAUGUUUUUAGAAAUACUCCCCACUCUGCUCUACAUGAAGCGGCCGGAACCGCUGGUGGACGAGGAACUAUCUCACAUAAAAGACAGCGAGGAAAUGUGUGAAAUGACGAGCAAUUAUAGUGUCAAUAAUACACAUCGAAGUAGCGAGUAUUUCGACAAUCACAACUCUGGUGGGUAUUCCAUGAACGCUAUGUCAGACGACGUGCUUCACCACCGUAGUCGCGAUAAUCCGUCCGGUUCGUCACAUCGUCUCCAGAAGGAUCGUGUCCAACUAGAAUUGAUCAAAGCCGCUGAGGGCGCCAAAUUUAUCGCCGACCAUUUGAGAAAUGAUGACAAUUUUGAAACCGUGAGUGAAGAUUGGAAGUACGUUGCCAUGGUAAUAGACAGAAUCUUUUUAUGGAUUUUUCUGAUCUCUGUGCUGUGUGGCACCAGUGGAAUUAUCUUAUCUGCGCCGUUGAUUUUCACUACCUUUACUCCACAACAGUGA